Messenger RNA from Truncatella angustata, 1092 nucleotides. Its product is annotated as homoserine dehydrogenase. Bases 1 to 1092 code for a protein of 363 amino acids. Lineage: Eukaryota; Fungi; Ascomycota; Sordariomycetes; Amphisphaeriales; Sporocadaceae. Gene Ontology annotation, molecular function: aspartate kinase activity; homoserine dehydrogenase activity; NADP binding. The transcript has 2 exons. Gene Ontology annotation, biological process: aspartate family amino acid biosynthetic process; L-homoserine biosynthetic process. The record is from RefSeq and is a predicted model, not a curated record.
AUGUCCGCUACCCAGGUCAACAUCGCCAUCAUUGGCGCUGGAGGUGUAGGCAAAAGCUUCCUCUCCCAACUUCAAACACUGGCUGCUCGUCGACCGACACCUAAGCUCAACCUGGUCUAUUUCUCUACUAGCAAGAAGGCCGUCUACAAGCCCGACUACUCUCCCAUUCCCUUCGAGUCCGCCAUCCAGGAGCUCGGCUCUGCCACCAGCGCCCCCUUGGCCCUUCCCAAGGUCGUUGAGUACCUGGCUGCCGCCCCUUACAAGACCGUCCUGGUCGACAACACCAGCUCUCAAGAUGUUGCCGACACCUACCCAGCAUUCUUGAGCAGCGGCAUCAGCAUUGUCACACCAAACAAGAAGGCCUUCUCCGGCUCUUAUAAGCUGUGGCAAGACAUCUUCACGGCCGCCUCCGCAUCCGGUGCCAAGGUCUACCACGAGUCUUCCGUUGGUGCAGGUCUCCCUGUCAUCUCCACUCUCAAGGAUCUGGUCGAUACUGGUGACGAGGUCACAAAGAUUGAGGGUGUCUUCUCCGGAACCAUGUCCUUCCUCUUCAACUCCUUUGCUCCUCUCGAGGGCUCCGGUGGAAAUUGGUCGGCCGAGGUCAAGAAGGCCAAGGAGCUUGGAUAUACAGAGCCCGACCCCCGAGACGAUCUGAACGGUCUCGACGUUGCCAGGAAGCUGACCAUCUUGGCGCGAUUGGCUGGUCUGCCUGUCGAGUCCCCCACCUCCUUCCCGGUCCAGAGCUUGAUCCCCCAAGCCCUCGAGUCGGUCGCCAGUGGCGAUGAGUUCCUCCAGCGCCUCCCCGAGUUUGACUCGGAGAUGGAGGGCACUAAGGCUGCAGCCGAGAAGCAGGGCAAGGUCGUGCGCUUUGUAGGCAGUAUCGAUGUUGCCACCAAGGCAGUCAAGGUUGGCUUGGAGAUGUUUGACCGAUCGCAUCCUAUUGCCGCACUCAAGGGAAGCGACAACAUCAUCAGCUUCUACACCAAGCGGUACGGAAGCAACCCCCUCAUCAUCCAGGGUGCCGGUGCUGGUGGUGAUGUCACUGCUAUGGGUGUAACUGGCGAUCUGCUCAAGGUCCUGUCGCAAAUCUAG